AUGAUGCAAGAGGUUGCGAAGGUUCAUCAGAACUAUUCUAUCCUUCAUAAUAAGGUAGAUAUAGUUGCUGAUGCAGUAACGAAGCUUGAUGAGUAUCAUACUUCAAUGAAUUCUAAAGAGUUUGUACAUCUACAAGGCUUAUUGGAAAAAGUGAAGGAGAAGAUUUCCAAACUUGAAAUUCCUCCUUCUUCAACAGUUUCUCAAGAGUCUAUCUCACAGAUGCUUUCCUCAUUAGAAACACGUUUGAAGGCUGAUUUCGAUCGUCUCUUGAAGUAUAUAAAUUUGAUGCCCACAGUUGCCCCACCUGUUUCCACAGGGGUGCAAGGGGGAGAAAAUGGAGUUGGUGCAUCAAAUGAUACAAAACAAGGGAAAGUUGUUGGUAGAGUUAUAAGAAAACAAAUUCCUACUACAAUUCUUGUAUCUACAACAGUCACUUCAACAACCAUAACUUCGAAGCCCUUGAAAGGAAUUGUCAUUGGUUCAUCAACUGGUGGGUCAAGUUCUAAGCCACUUCCAUCAACAGAAGAAUUAAAGGGAAAAGGAAAGGGUGUUUUGAUAGAACCAACUUCCGAAGAGAAAAACUUGUCCUUGGAAUAG
Messenger RNA from Lactuca saligna, 597 nucleotides. NCBI's taxonomy places the organism in Eukaryota, Viridiplantae, Streptophyta, Magnoliopsida, Asterales, Asteraceae. The record is from the annotation of a GenBank genome assembly.